Molecule: messenger RNA, 608 nt
Organism: Lecanosticta acicola
Lineage: Eukaryota; Fungi; Ascomycota; Dothideomycetes; Mycosphaerellales; Mycosphaerellaceae
Source: the annotation of a GenBank genome assembly
AUGGCAGAUAGUGAGCACAUCACCUAUCAUUUUGCGACGAUGUUCCCAAGCUUGAUUCCGGACUCGCAUCGAGAUCAGAUUGUUGCGUUGCUCGAUGAGAUCCACAAGCUCCCAUUCUUCACGCUGUCCUUUGGAGGCCAUAAGGCCGUGGUCUCUCCACGAGGCGCCUUGACCAGAAUGCGGGAGAUGCUCGACGGAAAUGAGAUCUCGGAAAGACACCGAAAGCUCCUUCAAGCCAAGUGGGAUAUGUAAGUACUUUAGAGCUUGUUGAAAGGGUACAGAGCUGAUGGCGCUUCAGGGCGAAUAAAGUCGAUCUAAACGCCAAACUCACGCCUGAGGCAAUCCGAGAUGCAGAGGUCACGCACAAGAAAUUCUUCGAUCGUAUCUGUGGAUACCUCCCAGGCAACGGAGAUGGACCAUGGAUGUUCGGGUUGCAGCAACCCAGCGCCUUCGAUGCUCAUCUCGUUCCCGUUCUUGUGAGAUUGCAGGACGUAGGCCGAGGAGCUUUGCUGCCCGGGAGCCUGGCGGAGUAUGCUGAGAGAGCCAAGAAGACGCGCGAAUGGCAGAGCGUUAUGAAUGGAUUGCGGACGACAAUGUAUAUGGGUUAA